Calidris pugnax (ruff) is the source of this 389-nucleotide messenger RNA. RefSeq names its product transforming growth factor alpha (gene TGFA). The annotation marks the transcript as partial. Lineage: Eukaryota; Metazoa; Chordata; Aves; Charadriiformes; Scolopacidae. The record is from RefSeq and is a predicted model, not a curated record. Gene Ontology annotation, biological process: positive regulation of mitotic nuclear division; epidermal growth factor receptor signaling pathway; positive regulation of cell population proliferation. The transcript has 3 exons.
CUCCGGGCCCACCGGUGGCGGCGGCGGUGAGGUCCCACUUCAACGAUUGUCCCGACUCCCACAGCCAGUUCUGCUUCCACGGGACCUGCCGGUUCCUGGUGCAGGAGGACAAGCCGGCCUGCGUGUGCCACUCCGGCUACGUGGGGACGCGCUGCGAGCACGCCGACCUGCUGGCCGUGGUGGCCGCCAACCAGAAGAAGCAGACCAUCACCGCCCUCCUGGUGGUCUCCGUGGUGGCCUCCGUCCUCCUCAUCGGCGUCUGCGUCCUCAUACACUGCUGCCGACUGCGGAAGCGAUGCCAAUGGUGCCGGGGGGCCGGGGGGGCCCCCGAAAAACCGGGGGGGCUACUAAAAGGUGGUCCCUCCUGUUGCCACGCCGAGAUGGAGAAG